Messenger RNA from Aplysia californica (California sea hare), 680 nucleotides. RefSeq names its product beta-arrestin-1. Gene Ontology annotation, biological process: signal transduction; G protein-coupled receptor internalization. Gene Ontology annotation, cellular component: cytoplasm. Gene Ontology annotation, molecular function: G protein-coupled receptor binding. The record is from RefSeq and is a predicted model, not a curated record. NCBI's taxonomy places the organism in Eukaryota, Metazoa, Mollusca, Gastropoda, Aplysiida, Aplysiidae.
CCUUGUGGUGUAGACUAUGAGCUCAAGACCUUUGUGGCCGACAACAUUGAUGAAAAACCACACAAAAGGAACUCUGUCCGUCUGGCUAUCCGCAAGCUGACGUAUGCCCCUGAGGAGCCAGCCCCACAGCCUAACGCUGAGGCCGUCAAGGACUUUAUCAUGAGCCCCGGCAGUAUAAGGCUGGAGGCCUCACUUGACAAAGAGCGGUGAGGCGUUCUACGGCGACAAGGAUGAUGACUUCAUCUUUGAGGAUUUUGCUCGUCUGCGCCUGAAGGGUCAUGAAGGUGACGACACCGAAGCUUAGCCCCGAGGCCCGUGGCUCCAGGCGACGGACGGCGUCACUCACACGACAACACACACACGCACACACAACACCACAUCCCGGAUACCACCACGCUCUCUGUGUGUGCAGUCACGUGACCUCACCCAACGCCAACUUCAUCAUCGUCAGCAGCGACAGCGUGACCCUCCUCAUCAUUGUCGCCGUUAUUGCAUCCCCAUCAUCAUCAUAAUCAUCAUCAUUACCAUCAUCAUCAUUGUCGCCGUUGUAGCUUCAUCGUCAGCAGCAACAGCAUCAUCAUUAUUGUCGCUGUUGUUGUUGUUGCUGUUGUUGUUAUCAUCUCAUAACUGUUUUCAUCUUUGCUGUGAUUGUCAUCAAUCAUUAUUACCAUCAACAUCCU